UUUUUUUUUUUCCAAGGAAAGUCAAGCAAGGUCGAGAAGUGUGAUCAGCAUCACUUGAGUGAUGUUCCAAAACGUCUCCCCAGUUCCAAAUGUGCGCGUUUGCGGAUCUGCAGUUCUGGAAGGCGUGCACGCGCACGUGUGUGUUGUUGUUGUUGCCGACGCCGCCACCGCCCGGCCGCUCGGGUCACGUGCUCGCGUAGCUCGCUUCCCAAUGGUCCCCGAGGAAGGGGGCGGAGCAAACUCCCGAGGGAGGCUGAGGAAGUCGCGCCUCCUUGCACGAAGGCUGCAGUUGACGUCACGCCUCCUUGCACGAAGGCUGCCGUUGACGUCACGCCUUGAUGGCCGACAGUCGCGUGUUUCACCCCGUCUGGCUGCUCGUCUGCCGCCGGGGCCGCGCGGCCGUCCAACUCCCGCCGCUCUAUGACGUCCACCAGGUGCCAAAGGUUUUCCGCGAGGACGGCAUCCUGUCGGGUUACCGCCACCCGCAGAGUUCGGCGCUGGACUGCGUGCGCAGCUGCUUCCGCUUGACCAACGAGACCGUCAACAUUUGGACCCACUUCGUGCCGACAUGGUACUUCGUGUGGAGGUUGGCGUCGCUGUGCCGCAGCAGCGACUUCGCAGGCGACCGCUACACGUGGCCGCUGCUGGCCUACAUGCUGCUGGUGUGCGCGUACCCGCUGACGUCGUGCGCGGCGCACACCUUCAGCGCCAUGUCGUCGCAGUGGCGCCACAUCUGCUACUUCUUCGACUACGGCGCGCUCAGCCUCUACAGCUUGGGCAGCGCCAUCUGCUACGGCUGCUACGUGAUGCCCGACGGCUGGCUGAACGGUUGGCUUCACCGCCAUUUUGUGGCCAUCGCCGUGGGCAACAGCUUGUUGUGUACCGGCCUCUCCUGCUACUCACGGUUGGUGGAGGUGCGAUUCCCGCAGAUGAGCAAAGCGCUGCGGACGCUGGCCUUCGCCGGGCCCUUCGUCUUCGACAGCUUGCCCGUCUUCUACCGGCUCCUCCUGUGCUGCGGGGGGCGCUGCAGCCCGAGCGAGGCUUUGCUCAACCACUUUUACCAGGUGACCUUCGCCCUCCUCACCUGCUUCCUGUUCACCUCACACCUGCCCGAGAGGCUGGCGCCGGGACGCUUCGACUACUUUGGCCACAGCCACCAGCUGUUUCACGUGAGCGCGGUGGUGGCGACGCACUUCCAGUUGGGGGCGGUGUUGAGCGACAUGAGCUCCCGGCGGGCGCGGCUGGAGGCCGCGGGGGCGGCGCCGUCCCUGCCCGGCACGGCCGGCGCCCUGGCCCUCGGCUUGGCCCUCAAUCUGGGCGUCGUCGCCCUCUUCGGCGCGCCGCUGCUCAGGCGGUCGCCGAGGCCACCGGCGCCUGACCGCGCCAAGGACCAGUGAGUCCGUUACCUAGGUAACUGCACCCCCCCCCCAGGUGGCAGGUAACGCCUGACGUUUACACAAAAAAAAAACUGUUUGAAAAGUGCCUUUUCUGACCACCAGGUUGUGCUAGUGAGACAAAGUCAUCAAAGUCCCGUCAAUCUCGUCAAAAGAAAUAAGAAUAGGAAUAAUCGACCCCCGCUUUAAAAGGUGUCCAAACACUUUAUUGCCACAAAAAAAGAGAGGUGCCCCCCCCCCCCCCCGAAAAAAACAUCACAGAAUAGGUGAAUCUACACAUCGCAAGUAUUUAAAACUAAAUCUAAAGAAAUCUUGAUGGAAGAAAUACUCAGUAUUAUUUUGUGUUUUGUAUUUGGAUACUGCAGUGCAGGCCUCAUCCAGUAGUGGGGGCCAGCGGGUUUCAUUGAUUCCGUUUCCAUCUCAAGAGACACGAAACGCUACGAUUUGAUGUUAAAGUAAAAAUUAUUAUCAUCCGAAGGAGUUUCCCGCGAUGACGUCAUGCCGUGGAAUUCACACAAAAUGUCGAAUUUUGUCUUCCUGCUUCUGAUUGGCCCAUUUUCCCCCCUUCAGAGUUUGUCCAAAACGGCCGACUCGCAGAGACGUUUUGGAUUUUUGCGUCCACGGGUGAAAGUAUUUCGUAACUUCCCAGGGGGCGCCACUGAGCUGCUUUCGCCACUGCCGCCUGCCUCACGUUUUCGUAUUUCUCGUUUUGUCACGUGUCAAAAGUUUCCGUCAGUGAUUAAGCGUCUUGACUUUGUUCACAUUUAAGUGUUGAGUGCAAACGUUUCCGCAGAUUGUUGGGCAGGAAAAUCUGAAAACAUUUUCUACAAUUUUUCUUUGGGAAUUGUGUGUGGCCCAAAGUUUGAAGAAAAAUGUUGUUAUUUAGUCCAACGUGAUUUUGGUCCUAACUUUGGAUCUCGGAGACUUUUAACGUUUAACCAACAGAGAGGAAAAAAAAAAAAAACCAAAACGUCUGCAGUGCCUUGACCUCUGACCUUAAUUCAAUGUGGGCCCGUGGCCAUAACUCAGAUUUCAUAUUUUGCCUUUGAAGUUUUUUUUUUUUUUUUGCAGUUGUUUAGCGAAUGUUUUGGGGUCGCUGUAAAAUUGUGGUGGCAAACAAACAAACAAACAAAGCCCGGCUGACGUUUGUUGAAGCCGAGUUUCCGUUUGCGAUUGGCAAACUUUUUUUUUUUUUUUGCAUCGGCAAAUCGCAGACGUUGCCGUUGGGACGCAAAACGUGAACGCGUCACGCGACCUUCGGUGCUGCCCAAUUAACGUUUGUCAGCGUUCUGCUCGUUUUGGCGCCGGCCGGAAGUCCUCUCCGGCAUCUCCGGAAAAUGUUUUUGAGUCGUGUGAACGAUUUCGUAUUGUGCGCUUUCCCAGGAGGUGAAACGGACCUGCCCAAAAAUCUUUUUUUUUAAAAAUUCUUCCCAUAUUUUCAAAAUUCAUCGGGCUUCAGAAUUUUAUGCUUCGACGAGCACAUUUGAGCGCGCUUUACAACCAAAAAACCCAAAAGGCUCCCAGAAAAUUCAACUUUGUAUGAAUAUUUGCUCAUUAUUUAUAGAUUUGACACACGUUAUUAUUAUUGUUACGCGUAUGGGAUGGGUCAGUACAUUUAGUGCCAAUAUUUCUGACUGGAUCACACUUACCUCCUUCCAUGUAUCCUUUAACAUUUGGGUAAUAAAUGUUAAAUAUAUAUAAAUAUGUCUUGACUACAAAAUAAUAAUGGUGCUUUUUUAUUGUUUUGUAUGCUCUGAAACUGGAAAAAAAACCACGUUGAAUGUAUAAAUAAAUAAAUACGUGUAUGUUUUGUAUCCUGUGUCACUGAUGCACUACAUGUGUGUAAUAAA
Messenger RNA from Syngnathoides biaculeatus (alligator pipefish), 3244 nucleotides. It is a transcript of the gene paqr6, whose product is annotated as progestin and adipoQ receptor family member VI. Gene Ontology annotation, cellular component: membrane. Bases 339 to 1397 code for a protein of 352 amino acids. Gene Ontology annotation, molecular function: signaling receptor activity. The record is from RefSeq and is a predicted model, not a curated record. Lineage: Eukaryota; Metazoa; Chordata; Actinopteri; Syngnathiformes; Syngnathidae. The transcript is spliced from 8 exons.